Molecule: messenger RNA, 426 nt
Organism: Odobenus rosmarus divergens (Pacific walrus)
Lineage: Eukaryota; Metazoa; Chordata; Mammalia; Carnivora; Odobenidae
Product: dynein light chain 1, cytoplasmic-like
Exons: 2
Coding region: 1-426 (141 amino acids)
Biological process (GO): microtubule-based process; cilium assembly
Cellular component (GO): cytoplasmic dynein complex
Molecular function (GO): dynein light intermediate chain binding; dynein intermediate chain binding
Source: RefSeq, a predicted model, not a curated record
AUGAGGAGACUAUUGCAGUUGGCCAUCCCCUACUUCUCCAUAACCCUGUACAACCAAAAGGCCAUGAUCAAAAAUGCCAGUUUGUCAGAGGAGAUGCAACAGGACUUUGUGGAGUGUGCUACUCAGACACUGGAGAAAUAUAACAUAGAGAAAAACCUUGCCGCCCAUAUUAAGAAAGAGUUCAACAGUGAGUACAACCCCACCUGGUACUGCAUUGUGAGAAGGCAUUUUGGUGUUAAUGUGACGCAUGAAACCAAACAGUUCAUCUACUUCUACCUGGGCCAAGUGACCAUUCCUCAGUUCAAAUCUGGUGAAAAGCAUGGACUAUGUCACACACCCAGUGAUCCAUCCAAAAACAAGGACUGCAGACUAAAUUUCAAAUACCAGAUGCUAAAAUGUUCAGCCUUGCCCAAGGGAACACCUUGA